Messenger RNA from Poecilia latipinna (sailfin molly), 2152 nucleotides. RefSeq names its product target of myb1 membrane trafficking protein (gene tom1). Bases 171 to 1628 code for a protein of 485 amino acids. Lineage: Eukaryota; Metazoa; Chordata; Actinopteri; Cyprinodontiformes; Poeciliidae. Gene Ontology annotation, biological process: signal transduction. Gene Ontology annotation, cellular component: endosome; membrane. The transcript has 16 exons. The record is from RefSeq and is a predicted model, not a curated record. Gene Ontology annotation, molecular function: ubiquitin binding; clathrin binding; phosphatidylinositol binding.
GACCUUGUAACAGCGAGCAUCUGAUAAGUAGCAGGCUGCUUUCCCUUUAAAGUCUGACGCACUCGGUGCUCCACUUUGGAGAAAGCAGCAGCAGCAGCAGCGGCAGCAGCAGCAGCAGCGGGGGCCCGGGGACGUCGGCGCUUCGCUGGACCGUCUCACCGUCCACCAUCAUGGAGUUUCUGCUGGGGAAUCCGUUCAGCUCGCCGGUGGGCCAGCUAAUCGAGCGUGCCACUAACUCCAGUUUACCAUCUGAAGACUGGGAACUCAAUAUGGAAAUCUGUGACAUAACCAACAGCUCAGAGGAAGGGCCCAGAGACGCAGUCAGAGCCAUAAAGAAACGGAUUGUGGCGAACAAGAACUUCAAGGAGAUCAUGCUGGCUCUUACUGUCCUUGAGAUGUGUGUGAAGAACUGCGGCUACAGAUUUCACAUUUUGGUGACGACACGCGACUUCAUUGAGGGCGUUCUGGUGCGCGCCAUCAUCCCCAGGAACAACCCGCCACAGAUCGUUCAUGACCGAGUCCUCGGCAUCAUACAGGCGUGGGCCGACGCAUUCCGCAGCUCGCCCGACCUGACGGGCGUGGUGUCGGUGUACGAAGACCUGCGGCGGAAGGGACUGGAGUUCCCGGCGGCUCAGCUCGACGGCUACCCGUCGGCUCAGCCUCUGAAGAAGACUUUACCUGGGAACGGGCCUGCUGUUACUGCUCUGUCUGCUGUGCGCCUGUCCACUAAACCUCCUCUCAUCCCCACUCACACCUCUGAGCUCAGACUGGCCCUGGAGGGAACCGGUGCCUUCACUCCCAGCCAGGUGAAGAUGCUGAAGACGGAGCUGGGCGUGGUGCGCACCAACCUGUCCACCAUGUCGGAGAUGAUGAGCCAGCUGGACCCGGUCACGGCGAAGCAGGCAGACAUGGAGCUGCUGGAGCAGUUGUACACUGUAUGUAAGGAAAUGCAAGACAGGAUCGUGAAGAUCAUCCCCAGACUCAACGAGGAGAACCUGAUCGAGGAAUUACUGGCCACCAACGAUGAAAUGAACACUGCCUUCACUCGCUACCACAGGUUUGAAAGAAGAUUAACCAACGGUCAAAGCACAGAGCAGAAGAGCGACAACUACAUGAACCUGUCGGACCUUUAUUCACCCGUCAGCCAAUCAGGGAUGGCCUCAGUUAAAAGCGACAGCUCCCUCAGUCUGUCCAAGCCAGACAGUUUGUACAGUCUGAUGGCCAAGCUGAGUACAAGCGAAUCAGAUGACAUGUUAUCGCAGAAAAUAAACAUCUCAAGUCAACAACUAACAAGUGAUGCGAAUGAAGUGACAGCAGACGAUCCGGCUCGAGCUCAGGGCAGCAGUUUACAAAACUCUGGAUUGGAUGAGAGUCCAGCCUCGACCCGCAGCUCUUCACCAAAGUUAGAUUGGAUGAUUAAAAGGGGAAUGAUUCCCAUCAACCAGUCCAAUGUCAUGGACGACGUCGAGAAAUGGCUAGAGCUGGAAGACGAGUACGACGACUAUGAAGACUCAGAGGGUGUGACCAGUGAAGAGUUCGACAGGUUUCUGGCAGAAAGAGCAAAAGCGGCAGAGCGCCUGCCGUCCCUGCGAGGCUCCUCACGGGACGCCAGCUACUCCGAGUCCUAAAGCCAUGCGGCGCCACCAGCAGGUGCGUCCCGACUUAUGAUUGAGUGGAGGGUCGUUACGUGGAAGCGACACUGGAGGAACAACGCUGGACCAGAAAAUGAGCUCGGAACUAUGUGAAAACCAUGCUGGUGAAGGAAUGUUUUUACUUGAGGGUUUGUAUGCGAGCAAACUUUUGCACAUUUUCUAUAUGGUUACAUUCCUGACAUUCAGAGGGGAAAAAAAGAUAUUGUUACAAAGAAACACUUUGCAGGAUAUAUUAUGUAUUAUACUGCUGUGAAAUGUAUAUAUAAAUAUAUAUAUAUUGGUAACAUGAAAGGUAAAAAUACACUUUAAAAAAUAAUUUAAAAAACACUGUAAACUUGUAAGUGAAGCUCUGAUGUAACAUACUGUUAUUGUUUAAUGCUUCACUUUUUUUCUUGUUGGAUGUGGAAAAAUUCCAGAUUUUGUACUUCCAGCUUUUCCGCAUAAUGUCAGAAAUUCAUGACAGAUUGCUGCCAGAUAUUAAACUAAAGCUAUUAACUGGA